AUUGUGAAACAUGGAGGAUGCUUGGGAAUUGGUCUUUCUGCGAUGGGAACAAGUCGCGAGGACAUAUAUGAACAAUUGAAAUUUAACAUGUAUCAAGACGAUGCUGUGACUGGAGAAGCUGCAGGAUUAGCUAUGGGCUUAGUUAUGUUGGGAUCAAAGAGAGGUGGCGCUCUUCAAGAUAUGGUGGAGUAUGCACAGGUAACACAGCAUGAAAAAAUUUUGAGAGGUUUGGCUGUUGGUAUAUCGUUUGUCAUGUAUGGCCGAUUAGAAGAAGCUGACCCGUUAAUUACUUCUUUAUUACAAGACAAAGAUCCAAUAUUGCGUCGUUCUGCUAUGUACACAAUAUCUAUGGCUUACUGUGGAACUGGAAGCAACACUGCCAUUAGAAAAUUAUUACAUGUAGCUGUUUCUGAUGUAAAUGAUGAUGUACGCCGUGCAGCCGUUACAGGUUUAGGAUUUUUAUUGUUUAGAACACCAGAACAAUGUCCUCAAGUUGUCAGUUUACUUGCUGAGAGUUAUAACCCUCAUGUUAGAUACGGUGCAGCUAUGGCUCUCGGUAUUGCUUGUGCUGGAACUGGACUCAAAGAAGCCAUUAACUUAUUGGAACCAAUGACUAAUGACCCUGUAAAUUAUGUACGUCAAGGUGCAUUAAUUGCUUCUGCUAUGAUACUUAUUCAACAAACAGAAAGCACUUGUCCUAAAGUCAAAGAAUUCCGUACACUGUACGCUAAAGUAAUUACUGAUAAGCAUGAAGAUGUAAUGGCCAAGUUUGGAGCUAUUCUGGCCCAAGGUAUCAUUGAUGGUGGUGGUCGUAAUGUAUCAAUUUCCUUGGAAUCAAGAACUGGCCAUACUAAUAUGUUAGCGGUUGUUGGUCUAUUGUUGUUCACACAAUAUUGGUACUGGUUUCCUCUUGCCCAUUGCUUGGCUCUUGCUUUUACGCCUACAUGUAUCAUUGCAUUAAAUGCACAACUUAAAAUGCCUCUUCUAGAGUUAAAAAGUAAUGCAAAACCAUCAUUAUACGCGUAUCCUGCACCUAUGGAAGAAAAGAAACGAGAAGAAAGGGAGAAGGUUACUACUGCUGUAUUGAGUAUAGCCGCUAGAGCAAAACGUCGUGAAGGUGGAAGUACUGUGAAAGCUGCUGAACCAUCCACUAGUGAAAAAAUGGAAAUCGAUGAAAAAGAAGCAUCAACUAGUAAGAAGAAGGAUGAAAAAAAAGAAGAACAAAAGCCAGAACCAAAUUUUGAAAUUUUAAAUAAUCCUGCUAGAGUAAUGAAACAGCAAUUAAAACACUUACAGUUGGUAGAAAACGCUUCAUAUCAACCCCUUAAAGAUGUUUCUAUAGGUGGUAUUAUUAUGACACGCUUUACUAAAAACGGUGUGGAAAAUGAACAGUUAGUUGAACCAGUUGCAGCUUGUGGCCCUAGACCAGAAGACGAAAGAGAACCUGAUGCUCCAGAACCUUUUGAUUACACAGAUGAUUAAAUACAUUACAAAUAAUUAAAACCUGUGAAAUGGAAUAAUAUUUAAAAACAUUUUUUUUUGUUAUGUCUUAACAGAAAAUAUAUCUUUUUAAUUUAGACUUGUAUAAUUGAGCUUUUGAAUUAAUUAUAAUUUAUAUAUAUAUAAAACUCUAGCAUAACAUUGUUAGUUGUUUUUUUUUUUUUUUUGUAUUAUAUCUAUACAUGAUUUUUUGUAAACUUUUGAAGCGUAAUAGAUAAUAAAUCUACACAAAAAAAUAUACAUGCGUAACCAACAACAAAUUAAAUGUUUAAGUCAAUGCUUCACUAAAUUAUAUUUGAAAAAUCCGUGUUUAUACUCUUAUUUCGUUAUAUUUGUAUUUAAUUACUAGUUAAUAAUUUUUUUUCCUACUUGAAAAGGAAUUGCCACAAAAUAAUCAUUAAAUUUCUGUUAAUGAAAGUGCUCAAGUAAUAACAUCACCCUAAUUUAAUGAUAUUUUGUCUAUCCAACUGGUAAUGUAUUGCAAUUUACAUUUUGAGUAAUGUAAUUAAUUAACUAAUUGAGUUUAGUGGGAUUCAGCACAAAUUUUUCAUUGUCAAAUUUUAUAUUCAAUCAAAAUUUAAUGUAAGAUUACAUUUUUUUUAGCCACUGACCAAUAGUUGAGUAGCUUAAUGAAUCCAACUAUUUUUUGUGUUAAUAUUAAUUAAGUAUAUUUAAUUGAUGGUGUUAAUAAUUUAAUAACAAUUUAAGGUUUAAAUUUAUAUAAAUCCAUGGCUAUAGAUUGGAAUCCAUAGCCGUGAAUUUAAUAGUUCGGUAAAACAAUUUAUAUCUAUCCUCAAAUAAUGACUAAUUUAUAAUUUUUUGCCAACAUUCUUCGUUUUUUCAUUAAAUAUUUUUUGUAAGGAUAAUACUGAAAGAGCAAUUCCAAUGAGGAUACGCUCACAUAAUAUAUGAAAAAUAUUGAUGUAAAAAAAGUUAACUAAUUUGGUUGUUUUGUACUUUAAUAGUUAGCUAUGAAAUUAGAUUAAUUAAAUGUAAUAUUAUCUGUAGGUUUAGUUGUACAGAAAAAUAAUAUAGAAUAAAGAUAACCAGCUCAUAUUGAAUAAUUCAACCAGCAUUGUAAGGUAGUUUUCGAUAAUGAAUAUUCAGGCUCCACUCUAUCAUAGUCCAUUAAACAACCAUUUUUUGUACAACCGUGGUCGUAUCUCACUUUUUCCCACAAUUUAACAUAGUAUUAUCUUAGACCUUACUUUUUCAAACUCCUAUUCUAAUUUUGAGGUAGAACCUUUUUUCGUGGGUGAUGUUCAAGACCUUAAAUAUAUAUGUAUUUAAAAUCGAAAUAUGACCUUUUUCAAUCAGCAGAUGAUAUUGUGUACUUGAUUUUAAUUAUUUUAUAUAAAUAAUUAUAUAGUAUAUUGUAAUUUUUUUGUCAUUCACAUAGACAUGCAACAUUGUUCAGUUUUUAGUAUAGACAUUGGUAUUUAAUAAAAUAUAUAAGUUUAAAUAUUGUUAUUGAAAAUACGGGUAAAUGUGUGGCAUAUUUCACUGACACAAACUAACUUGUAUUUUUCAAUCACACAAUGUUGUUUAUAUCAUGUCACAAACAAUUAAAUUUACAUAAUAAAGGAAUUAAUGUAUUCAAGUCAAACUUCAAUUAUUAAAAUAAAUAUUUAAACUUUAUCAUAUUACGACCUAAAAUUAGUUUAUUUUAUCAUUGCAUUAUACUAUCUUCUAAAAUUAAUAAGUUAAUAUAUAAUAAUAGGUAAUAUUUUAUUUUAAGUUUAACAAUUAAAAAUAAAUUAUGCAUCUAUCCUCCACUAUUUGCUAUUAAUAAUUGAUACUUAAUACUAAUUUUAAUUUAAUAUUAUUUAACGUAUGACUAGGUUAAUGAACAAUUGAAGGGCUGUGGAGAAAAACAAUCAUUGUUAAUUGAUCGUCAAAAUGAGCAAAUUUAUGAAUUAUGAGUAAGAGGUAAAAUACAAAAUAGUCAUCAUUUUCUGGCUUGUUCCUAAACAAAGUGAUGUAUGAAUUGAAUUAGGGAAAAAAUAUCUGUGCUUUACAGUAGUUUCAAAAAUAUCUAAGACUGCAAAGAAAGAUCAUAAUAUAAUCCGAGUGGAAAUGUAGAAAAGUGAUCGUUUGGAAAUAUUAACUAUUGUUGUUUUUUUCCUGCAACCCUUCAAUUAUUUUGUUGUUCAUAAUAGACACAUAUUAUUUAAUUUGUCUAUUAGUUUAUUUUAUACAUUAUUAAAGAGGCAAUUUGAAUGCAAAAUAAUAUUGUUUAGGAAUUUUAGGAAAAAUUAACUUAUUUAAAAAGAUUUUUAUAAAGAAAAAGUUAUAACAACAACAAUAUUAUAUUAUAACAUUUUCAACACAGAACAUAUAAAACAAAAACUGAUAAAUUCAACAGUUUUACAUUUAAAUUAUAAUAAAAUAAAUUAAUAUAAUUUCACAGUGCAAUUUUGUUUUAUUUUUUAGUGCAAAAUUUUAACUUAUUUUCGAAUACAAUACUGAAGGAAGCAAUUUAAUGAUGAAAUACAGAUUCCAUUUUGUUUUGAAUAGUUAAAUAUAGAAAUUUUCAAUAGGAGACAUGUUCAUACUCAAUUUCUAUUAACAAAGCAAAUUUCAUCUAAACAAUGACAGAGUAUACAUAUUAAGUCUGAAUUGCCAUAAUUUUAAAUAAAACACCAAACUAACAUCCAACAAGAAAUUAUGAUUUCUGUUUCAUUAAUUUUGAAAGUUCAAGGCCCAUAGCAGCUGGGCUCCUGGUAACAACAACACCCGCCUAAAAAAUAUAAAAUAAAAUAAUAAGAGCUUAAUAUUAAUAACUGUUAAAUACUAAAUAUUACCUUCUCUAACGCGUUAAUUUUAUCUUGAGCGCCACCUUUUCCACCAGAUAUGAUAGCUCCAGCAUGACCCAUACGACGGCCUGGUGGGGCUGUUAAUCCAGCGAUAAAAGAUACAACUGGUUUUGCAUUUGGACCCUAUACAAAAUAAUAAAAAAGCUAUUUAAAUUACAUUAUUUUUAAAUGCAUUUAAUUACGUACAGUAUUGUGUUCACUUAAAUACUCAGCAGCCAUUUCUUCUUGUUGUCCACCAAUCUCACCAAUUAGAAUAAUACCAUGCGUAUUUGGAUCAUGUAGGAAAACUUCCAAACAAUCAAUAAAAUCUGUACCAUUGAAUGGGUCACCACCAAUACCGACACAUAAUGUUUGUCCAAGACAUACUUGAGAUGUUUGAUGUACUGCUUCAUAAGUAAGUGUACCAGAACGUGAUACUACUCCAAUUGAUCCUUUCAGAUGAAUGUGACCAGGCAUAAUACCAAUUUUACACUAAGAGAUUUAUAUACAAUUUAAUAAUCUAAGGAAUAAUGAUAAGUUUUUAAUUAAUUAUUGUACAUACUUGUUCUGGAGCAAUGAUUCCUGGACAGUUUGGUCCAAGCAAUCUUGAUUUGUUCUGCCUGAUCAAUUUAUGUUUGACUCGUACCAUAUCUUGUUGAGGUAUUCCUUCUGUUAUACAAACAAUUAAAGGAACUUCAGCAUCAAUAGCUUCAAUAAUUGCUUUUGCUGCUCCUGGCGGUGGCACAUAAAUAACUGUAGCAUCAGCACCUGUUUGUUCUCUUGCCUGUAAUAUAAUUAACAAACAAAGUAUACAUACUGAAUACUUUAGUAUGUAAUUUACUUAGCAAAUAAUGAAACUUACUUCUUUAACAGAGUUGAAAAUUGGCAAAUCUAAAUGGGUUUUCCCUCCCUUACCAGGCGAGACACCACCAACCAUACGAGUACCAUACUCUAAAGCUUGUGUUGAAUGAAACGUUCCUUGUUUACCAGUCAUUCCUUGACAAAUUACUUUUGUAUCCUUAGUCAAUAGUAAAUUUUUUCUAGUUUCAGCAUAGAUCUUGGGAUCAACUGUAUUUGAUGCUGAUCGCACACCCAUUAAAUUGCAUACUAGAAUAUACAUUAUAAAGUAUAUUAAUAUAAAAUAAUUUAAAUAAAAAUAGUAAUUAUUAAAUUGAAUACAAAAAUAUAUAUUUUUAUAUUAUAUAUUUCUAUAUAUUUACUAACACAAAGGACUUCGCUUUAUGUGGGAAACAGCCUUAUAUGAACAUAAUAGUCGUGUCCUGAUUAUAAUGUGUAACAAUACUCAUUUUUGUUAAAAUGGGUAACUGCUUAAUGUGGACAAAUAUAACAGGUCCUAACGAGACCAAGUUAAGCGGAAUCUACUGUAUAUACUUAAUAUUUACCUAUAUUGAGACAAAUAACUUUAACUAUAGUUUAACCAGUGUAUACUAAAGAUAAUAAAAGAGUCCCAGCAACUUUUAUGUUAGCUAGCCAUAUAAUAAUUUAAUUUAGUUAACGGGUAGAGCUGGGCUUAAGAAUUAUUUAUUAUUCAGACAGGACAGAGUUAAAAAUUAAAUAAAUUCACUAUAGGUAAUAAUUUUGAUUUUUCAUUUGCUUUCAAUGAAUUAAAAUUGUUUUUAAUAAAAUAAAAUAAAAAUAGUUAAGCUAGUUUGUUGAUAACCAUUAGCUAUAUUGUAAUGUCUGUGUUAAAAAUAUUCAUAGAUAGGCAUUUAACUGUAAACGAGGAUUAAUUUAUACUAGAUAUUUUUCAAGUGGAAAUGAUAUCCAAGAACGGGACAGACUGAAUGUGGAGAAAUAUUGAAGUAAUUCAAUCAAGCUGGAAAAGGCAAUAUUAGUAAAUUAAUCAGAACAGAUUGAGUCUGGUCAUAUGAUUUAUAAAAUGAUUUUGGUUGGGUUUGUCAUUCAACAUAAUUGACUGUUAGAUUACCUGUCACGUUCUUGAAAAAAAUAAUUACAUAUAUUCCUAAUACAUACCUAAUUUUGAAAAAAAGUCUUAGGUUUUAAAAUAGAUUUUUGCUAAUACAUUGUUGUGAAUAUAAAUUCAGUGGGCGUAGGCAUGGACUGUAAACUCAGAUUAUAAUAAUAUUCAAUAAUUUCAUAAUAUGAUUGUUGAAUCAACUUGUAAAAUAUAUGUAAAAGAUCUCAGGGGUCAAAUAUUCAAACCAGGAAGUAAAACGCGUAUGUAGAUAUUGGUAAAUAUUCUAAAUUAUUUCAUAGUGUGAAAGGCAUUACGUCAGAUAUAUAUCGCUGAGAUGAAUUUUGGUAUAUGGCUUACCUGCAAUUCUGGAGAAUAUUCUAGUGGAAGCAGCCAUAGUAAGUAUCCGUGAAUAUGUAAUAAUACUGGAAUAAAUUCUCAGUGGAGAACUGAAAAUUUAAUAUUUUCGGAAGAAAACCGCUACCAAGAUCAAGUGAUAAGAAAAUAAAAAAGGUCGACGGCUGAUCGUUUUAGGUACAGCCCCUACACUUCCAACUUCUAUAGACAAUCGGUGGAAAAAUUGAUC
Messenger RNA from Cinara cedri, 6817 nucleotides. Lineage: Eukaryota; Metazoa; Arthropoda; Insecta; Hemiptera; Aphididae. The record is from the annotation of a GenBank genome assembly.